GGGGGCGUGGCACGGGGCGGCAAGUUUCAAAACGCCCAUUAUUUGUAAACAAACAAAUCGUGCCGGCUCUCAUUGAUUGAACCCUAAAAAAUACAGGGAUUUCCUGGGUUUUUGUUGUUGUAAAAGUUCAUAUUGAGCCAUGGCUUUUAGAAUAAAAGACGCAAGAAUUCCUCAGAUUUGGGACGCACUGAAAAUUUUAGACAACUCAGCAGCCACGGCCACAGUGAGAAGAUCAUCUCUAAAAUAUAACAAAAAGAAGGACAGUGUUGAACUUCACUUUCCACUUGCAUCGGCAGACUCAUAUGAAUUUAACAAAAUAUCAGACUGUGAAGUGUCUCAGCAUGGAAAAGUGCCACAGCUGAUUAUGUCCCUUGAAAAAUCCAAAUUCAUACCUGACGUCCUUGACUCGAUAAUAUCGACGCCAACAUCCUUUUGGAGGACCAGUCCUAUUUUCAGCAGUUUGGCAAAGGAAAAGAUUUUGGUUGAAUUUAGCUCGCCCAAUAUUGCUAAACCUUUUCACAUGGGCCACCUACGAUCAACAAUCAUCGGUAAUUUUAUCUCAAACCUUCUGUCCGGUGUAGGACACGACGUUGUAAAAAUUAAUUACCUCGGUGAUUGGGGAACCCAGUUUGGCUUACUCAACGUUGGACUGCAGUUGAGGCAAGUGACGGACGAAGAAAUUGCUGCGAACCCGAUCCAAGUUUUGUACGAGAGUUACGUUUUGGCAAAUAAGGAGGCCCAGAAUGACAAAGAAAUUAUGGAAAGAGCAAGGCACAUUUUCAAGCAGAUGGAAGAGGGAGAUUUCGCUGAAACAAAGAGGUGGGAAACAUUCAGAACAUAUACCAUUGAAGAACUUCGAAGAACUUAUGAAAGACUGGGAGUGUCAUUUGAUGAGUAUCAGUGGGAGUCGAUGUUCAGUGCCAAAGACAUUUUAUCCAUUAUUCAAGAGCUGGAGUCCAUCAAUAUUUUGAAAAAAUCCCCAGAUGGAAAGAAAAUAGUGAAAGUGGGAAACCGAGAUGUGACUCUAGUCAAGAGCGAUGGCUCGACGCUCUAUCUCACCAGGGAUGUUGCAGCAGCGAAAUUCAGAUUUCAACAACAUAACUUUGAUCGGUUGCUGUAUGUUGUUGAAAAUGGGCAGGGGGACCAUUUCAUCGCACUGAAGGACAUUUUAAAAAACAUGAAUCUCCCCUGGAGCAAAGGAAUUACUCAUGUCAAGUUCGGAAGAAUUCACGGCAUGAGUACGAGGAAAGGAGAGGUCGUUUUUCUUCAGGAUAUUUUAGAUGAAGCUUGCGAAAGGUCUCGAUCCAGACAAGACAAUUCCAAAAAUACCAGAGUUGAUAGUGCUGGCAAUUCAGCUGACGUCUUAGGAGUGAGCGCUGUGAUAAUUAACGACUUGAAACAACGCAGACAAAGGGACUAUACAUUCGACUGGGAAAAAGCCUUGCAGAUGCAAGGAGAUGGAGGAAUAAGACUACAAUACACACACUGCCGCCUUUGUUCUCUUGAGGAAAAUAGUGGCGCAACGCCUGCAGAUGAAAGUGACCCUGCUCUGUUGUCUGAGCCACAAGCCACUGCCCUCGCGAUUGAACUUGGAAGGUUCGAUGAAGUUCUCAAUGCAUCAUACGAAGAACUGGAGGCUUGCAUUUUAGUGAACUAUUUGUUCACUUUAAGCAAUCACAUUAGUCAUGCGCUUCAUCAUCUCCAAGUCAAAGACCAGCCCCCUGAUGUUUCUUCGCAGAGACUUCGACUGUUCAUGGCGUCAAAAUUGGUGCUCUCGCAAGGAUUGCAAAUUUUGGGAAUCAAGCCUCUGCAGAAAAUGUGAUUUAGUAAGUUGGCUUUGCUUUUUAUUAUCUAAAUGAAGGUUAAGUUUAAAAUGAAAUAACAAGUGUUGUUUUUAUUAUUCAAUCAAUCAGAUGUAAUUUAAUAAAUGAAGUAUUUAACAAAGUUGCAUCUCGGCCUGUAAACUAUGCAAGAAGUUUCUAGAUAACAUUGGCCCAAACAUGAAAUGAAGAUAGAUAUAGAUACAGAAAAGUUACACAAACGCAUUGUGUAAAACUCGUCAAUGCUCGUUCUUUGAAUUUUUAAAAAGAUUUCCGUAAUAGUAGAUUGCUAAAAAGGCGCAUUACAAAAACUCGAUCAUCUCAGUUUUUAUCAUAUAUAAUUAUUUUUGUAGUUUGCAUUUCGUUUUUUUUCUAAAAAUUCAAGUGUGCGGGAUCUGAAAAUGAUUUUCGAGGGAAACAUUCCGACUGGAUUAUUAAAAUUUAGGUGGUUGUGCUGUACAAUG
Molecule: messenger RNA, 2284 nt
Organism: Neocloeon triangulifer
Lineage: Eukaryota; Metazoa; Arthropoda; Insecta; Ephemeroptera; Baetidae
Gene: ArgRS-m
Product: probable arginine--tRNA ligase, mitochondrial
Exons: 8
Coding region: 140-1822 (560 amino acids)
Biological process (GO): arginyl-tRNA aminoacylation; mitochondrial translation
Cellular component (GO): mitochondrion
Molecular function (GO): arginine-tRNA ligase activity; ATP binding
Source: RefSeq, a predicted model, not a curated record